GACGUGGUGCUGGAGCUGGAGUUUGAGGGUGUGAAGGAGAAGUUCACGAUGGUCCAAGUGUGGCCUGUGAGAACGGUCCGUCCGGUGACCGAGAAACUACCGGCGAAUCACCCGCUGCUGACCGGCCAGAGAGUGCUGGAUGCUCUGUUCCCGUGUGUACAGGGCGGCACUACUGCCAUCCCGGGGGCUUUUGGUUGCGGUAAGACUGUGAUCUCACAAUCCUUGUCCAAGUACUCGAACAGUGAUGUCAUCAUCUAUGUCGGAUGCGGAGAAAGAGGAAACGAGAUGUCUGAAGUACUGAGGGACUUUCCUGAGCUGACUAUGGAGGUGGACGGUAAAGUGGAAAGCAUCAUGAAGAGAACCUCCCUGGUCGCCAACACAUCCAACAUGCCUGUGGCCGCCAGAGAAGCCUCUAUUUACACUGGAAUCACACUUUCAGAAUAUUUCCGAGACAUGGGCUACAACGUCAGUAUGAUGGCCGACUCCACCUCCCGAUGGGCCGAGGCGCUCAGAGAAAUCUCUGGACGUUUGGCAGAAAUGCCUGCUGACAGCGGUUACCCGGCCUACCUCGGCGCACGCUUGGCCUCUUUCUAUGAGCGAGCCGGACGGGUGAAGUGUCUGGGAAACCCCGAGAGGGAAGGCAGCGUCAGCAUUGUGGGGGCUGUGUCGCCACCUGGUGGAGACUUCUCAGAUCCUGUCACCUCUGCCACCCUGGGUAUUGUACAGGUCUUCUGGGGUUUGGAUAAGAAGUUAGCUCAGAGGAAGCACUUCCCCUCUGUGAACUGGCUGAUCAGCUACAGUAAGUACUCCAGGGCGCUGGACGAGUACUAUGACAAACACUUCCCCGAGUUUGUGCCUCUCAGGACCAAAGCCAGGGAAAUUCUGCAGGAAGAGGAGGACCUGGCUGAGAUUGUCCAGCUGGUCGGGAAGGCUUCAUUGGCAGAAACCGAUAAGAUCACUCUUGAGGUGGCCAAACUGUUAAAGGACGAUUUCCUGCAGCAGAACGGCUACACCCCAUAUGACAGGUUCUGUCCUUUCUACAAGACGGUCGGCAUACUCUACAACAUGAUCGCCUUCUACGACAUGUCCCGCCGCGCCGUGGAGACCACGGCACAGAGUGACAACAAGAUCACGUGGGCUAUCAUUAGGGAAAACAUGGGAGAGAUCCUGUACAGACUGACCUCCAUGAAAUUCAAGGACCCGGUGAAAGAAGGAGAAGCCAAGAUUAAGGGCGACUAUGCUCAGCUGCUGGAAGACAUGCAGAACGCCUUCCGUAGUCUAGAAGACUAAGAGCCAUAGAGGGCCGACCACCUGUCCACCACCCAUCAUCUCAGACCUCCAGCUGCUGCAUCAAGACUGGGGCUCCCGUAUAUCUACUCUAGACACCAGACCACCCUCCCAUGUGUAGUAGCCCCCUCUGCCCUCCUUCCUUCUCAGAUAGCGUCCAUUCCAGUGUGUAAUUGGUGGUGUGUGUGUAGCUUUCAUCCCAUUGGUGCAUUCUUAUGGGAAAGUCUAUGGAGCUGGGGGGGGGGGGGAGGAGGAGGGAGAUGCUGCAACCUGGCAGCUAAGUUUUUUCUGUUAAUCUACUUUCCACCGCUGCCGCAUCCGGUGCCACUCCAGCUGUGCAGAAGUACAACUCCCAGCAUGCUAGCAAGACUUCUGCUUUCGGAGCCUGCUAAGACUUUCGCAACAGCCAGAAAAGCCACCAGGUUUCACUCCAAAGCUCUGCACAUUCCAAAUGUCGUCAAAGGAUUAGGUUUACCUAGCUGGGACUUGUAGUUCUUAAAUAGGUAUCCCCAUUUGCACAGUAAUCUGAGCCAGAUUGCAUGAUCCCCCGGCCACAUCUUGUGUCUUACCUCUUAAUUCCAGAUGUCGUCAUACGUUCUUCUAGAACAGUGUUUUCACACCAGCCUUCGGCUGUCCGGGCAUGCUAGGAGUUGUAGUUUUGCAACAGCUGGAGGCACCCUGGUUGGUAAACACUGGUCUUAGAAUGUGAGCAACAGCGCCACCCCUGUCCACAGGUUGUGUUUGGUAUUACAACCAAAUCCAAGCUGUAAAGCAAAGCUCCACCUUCCAGAACCACUAUCUAGACCAGUGUUUCCCAACCAGUGUGGCUCCAGCUGUUGCAAAACUACAACUCCCAGCAUGCUUCAACAGCCUUCGGCUGUCUGGGAAUGUAGGGAGUUGUAGUUUUGCAACAGCUGGAGGUGCCCUCUUUGGGAAACACUGGUCUAGAGUCUGAGAAACAGCGCCACCCAUGUACUCAGGUUGUGUGCGGUAUUACAAUUUGGCUUCAUUCACUUCAGUGGAACUGCAGUACCAAACACAACCUGAGGACAGGGGCUGGUGCUGUUUUUGUAAGAUAUCCCCUGUGUUUUGUAAGAUAUAGCCCUUUAAGCAAUUCCUUAAUAUUUUUUCACUGUGGCUCUGAAGCAAUGUUUCCCAACCAGUGUGCCUCCAGCUGUUGCAAUACUCCAACUCCCAGCAUGCCCGGACAGCCGUCAGCGGUCUGAGCUUGCUGGGAGUUGUAGUUUUGCAACAGCUGGAGGCCCACUGGUUGGGAGAACACUGCCAUAAGCAAUCAAGCAGGGGGGGGGGGAGAAAUUGCAGUAGAAUUAUUAAGCAAGAUUUCCAUUCACAGACAGCCAGCAGAGAUGUUGAAAACUGUAAGAACUGAAACAUAUUUAGAAAAUUGCAGAACUUUUUUUUUGUUAUUUAAUUGGCAAAGAGGCAAAAUGACGCAUGUAGGGUGAGGACCUUAAUCAGCUGAUCAGCUCAUAUGAGCUCUACAGCGCCGUACAUUCAAUAUUGGCCGUACCCGGUAUUGCAGCUGAACCCAUUGAAGUGAAUGGAAGAGUUUCAGUUCCUGUCUGCGAAUGGGAACCCACAAAGACAGUAGCCGCCCCACCCUCCUUUUUUUAAUGCUCUAAAUAUUGUAUACAGACAUCGAUACACGAUACAAUACCGUAGACUGUGUUAUUAUUCAGUUCUAUCUAGGCCCUGUAUGCAGUCAGCUCUUUAGCUCCCCCUAGUGUUGGCUGCAGGCAGCAUUCUAUCAUGUGUCAACGUCUUGUUCAAACUAUUUGGGACAGAGUCCGGGCCAUUAUAUAAGCCACGUUAUUAAAUCUGCACUGAAUUUUUUUAAGCUAAAAAACGCUAAAAGAUGGCGAUGGCGAUAUACUUUAAGGUCGCGGCCAUAUACGGCUUAACUAAAGCUAGAACCCCGAUUUUGUAUUUUUUUUUUUUACCCCGUGAUUGAGUUGAUGCAGUGGUCUCCAUACUGCGGGCCUCCAGCUGUUGCAAAACUACAACUCCCAGCAUGCCCGGACAGCCGUUGGCUGUCCGGGCAUGCUGGGAGUUGUAGUUUUGCAACAGCUGGAGGUCCACGGUUUGGAGACCACUGUUAUACAGAAUAUGGUACUGACAACCUAUAGGGAAAUUUGAACAAGUUGUCACGUGGCUGCUGACACGCUGAGGAUCGUGGCCCAGUAUAUCUGCCCCCUCCACCUCUUCUCCUAAACCCCCCCCCCCCCCAUACCUGGAGUAAAUGCUGGUGAAUUGUAUGUGACGCCGCCCCCUAUGUGUCCGCUCAUUUGUCGUGUUCCCUCAUCGCUCUUUGUCGUAUAAUCUGUCCUCGCCCCCUCCGCACAGAUGCCUUUCUGCCCUAUCUGCCCCAAAGGGUGGGGGGGAGGGGGGGGGGUGACUACCCCUUGAUGCAAGAUAUGUAAAGAUGAUAGAGAUGUGUAUUUAUUGUACUGUCGGCGGUCUCCUGCGGGGGGCGCCGCCGUGAGCAGCUCCUGGAUCCUAUUAUUUUUCGUUGUUCUUGUUGUACGUGUUUUUUGCGCUUUUGUUCACUGUAUUAUUCGUUCCGUUUUCAUUUUUCUUUUUUCCUUACAAAGAAGUUAAAAAAAAAGAGAUUUAAAGACACAGUAACGCACUCGAUGACUACGAACGAUGACUUGAAAUUUGUGUAAAGUUGUUUAAAUUCUUAAGAUUAAAAUAUAAAUUUAAAUGUAAAAAAAAAAAAAAAAAACUAAAAAAUAUGGAAUU
Messenger RNA from Hyla sarda, 4050 nucleotides. It is a transcript of the gene ATP6V1A, whose product is annotated as ATPase H+ transporting V1 subunit A. The record is from RefSeq and is a predicted model, not a curated record. Gene Ontology annotation, biological process: proton transmembrane transport; ATP metabolic process. Gene Ontology annotation, cellular component: proton-transporting V-type ATPase, V1 domain; lysosomal membrane. Lineage: Eukaryota; Metazoa; Chordata; Amphibia; Anura; Hylidae. Gene Ontology annotation, molecular function: ATP hydrolysis activity; proton-transporting ATPase activity, rotational mechanism; ATP binding.